Molecule: messenger RNA, 3828 nt
Organism: Microdochium trichocladiopsis
Lineage: Eukaryota; Fungi; Ascomycota; Sordariomycetes; Xylariales; Microdochiaceae
Product: DDHD domain-containing protein
Exons: 5
Coding region: 454-3645 (1063 amino acids)
Cellular component (GO): cytoplasm
Molecular function (GO): metal ion binding; glycerophospholipase activity
Source: RefSeq, a predicted model, not a curated record
GUGAGACCCAAGCUUGCUCAGGCAUCUCUCAAUACAAGUGACCUCCAGUUAAGCUGCUGCGCUGUUCUUUUCACCUGUGCAUCGUUUGUGUCUGCCUCUUUCGACACGACACAAGACCCAACGCACCCUGCUUGCUCACUUCCCCCUGCCAAAUGCCACGUUCAAGCUGAGCAACACUUUACCUGGACAGCAUCCUGAGCUCACACAACAGGUAGACCAGCAAUCCUAGGCCGAGCGAGACUGCUGCCUACCGCAUUGUCGACACUCGUAAUUGACAGCAGGACAGGACGCAUCACCACCACGGCAGUCAAAUUGGCGCCUCUUCAGUUCUUCCGAGCUGCUCGUCCCCGGUGUCACAAUCCUGGGGUCAGGCUACCUCGUCUAUUCCGCCAGCGCUUCUGGGGACCCUUCCCCUCCAAGCCUGGCCCUCUCAGCCGGUCUGGGUCAAACAACAUGACGCCACCACAAAAGCCGUCCCCCGGCGCCAAUGAUGCGUCCGCCCAGCCAGCUGGGACGACAGACAAAAAGCCGGAGAAGUCAUAUUUCGCAUCCGCCGUUGAGUCGAUAAACCCGUGGGGUGCUAGUAGAAGCAGCACUCCAACACCAAAGGAUGGGACAGCGCCUCCGCCUUCGAAACCGGCCGCAGGUGGGACGGCCCCCAAAAAGGCCGAUGACCAUAGCAUCAACAGUCUUUACGGACGCAGCUUCAAGAGCUACCCACCGGAUUGUCCUCCGUUGAAGGUGAUGUGGUUUCAUGCCAUUGACAUACCGAAGAGGAAACCACAGUUUCUCAAGUCCAAGAAGGAGGCUGAGGAGGUGAAGCCGAAUCCAGCCAAGAAAUUCUUAGCCUUCUCGAAUGAUGACGCACGGUCUAUCGAAGCUUCUUACCAGAGGCUGCUUGAGGAAGCGGAAGCUGAUCGUAUGGCAUCGAGAAGUGGCCAUUUUCGUUCUCGGUCCCAGACACAGAACAGUACGACCAAAUCGGGAGGGUCUGAUCCCACAUCGGGAGGCGGGUCGAGGCCCAACGCCAAAGUUCCUGUCAACGAAGACUACCUGUUCGAGGUUGAUAUUGAUACACGAGAGCUGGCUCCAGUGUACUGGCUUGGCCCUAUCUAUGAAGUGCGACGUGGUACUUGGUUCUAUCAGGAAGCCUCCACUUUGCGGCCAUGCGAUGAGAACCUCGCGGCGCAGCUCGAAGAGGGCUAUCUGAAGGUGAAGCCGUGGGCCUACGCCGGUCGCGGCCGGAGCAACUCUGGCGCCCCGCAAGACGUCACCCCUAAAGCGUCUGUCGAGAAUCUCAAGUCGGCAGCCAAAGCUCAGAGCGACGCAGUGCCAAAGAACACGACUACAACAGCGACUGCGGAACAGCAACAGCCUCAAGCUCACAGACUGUUUGGCACUUAUAUGAACAGCGUGGCCACGUAUCAGGACGCAAACACGGCGUGGCUCUCAUCUGAGGGCGUCUUCUCGUGGGUGACCUCCAGCGUGUAUCAGCGUUUUGCAGGUGGGGGCUACAUGAAUGGUGUCAAGCUUGUUCGGGGUUAUACGGACCCUGGGAAGGCAAAAGAUGAGAAAAAGACCACAACACCUACAACAGCGACAUUCCCCGAAGGUGCCGCCAAGGCUGAAGGCGACGGCACCCCAAAAGCGCUCAAACGAAGAUCCGCACCGGCCUCGGCGCAGAGUGAGGCCGGACUGGUGCGGGUCGAGGACAGGCCGGAUCAGGUGAAAAGUACUGCUGGUUCUCAGCUCAAGGACAAGCUCUCGUCUGUUCUUGACACCUCGCAAAGUACAGCAACGCAGGAUGAAGAAGUUCGUCAACUCGAGGAGCAAGAGAUCCGCGAUGACUACACAGGCCAGGAUGGUGAGAAACAGGGGCGCGAAAUCGAGCACCUCGUUCUGGUCACCCACGGGAUCGGUCAGAUGUUGUCCAUGAGGAUGGAGAGUGUCAAUUUCGUGCAUGAUGUCAACUUGUUGCGAAAGACAACCAAGUCUGUCUAUACAUACUCGGCAGAUCUCAAGGCGCUCAACGGUGAGCCCGAGAACGGACCAGGCAACUGCAGAGUGCAGGUCCUGCCGGUCUGCUGGAGACAUAUGCUUGACUUUCCCAAACGCAAGGAGAAGAAGGGCGAGCAUGACCUUACUGAUGCGUUCGCCGAUGAGGAUGAAUAUCCGUCCUUGGAAGAUAUCACUAUCGAGGGCCUCGCUUUCGCACGUUCCCUCAUCUCGGAUCUCGCGCUGGACGUCUUGUUAUACCAAAGCGCGUACCGGGAGCAGAUCACGGAGAUUGUGCUGAAAGAGUGCAAUCGGAUAUAUCAUUUGUUCAAACAAAGAAACCCCGGCUUCAAGGGGAAGGUUCAUAUUGCUGGGCACAGUCUUGGCUCUGCCAUCAUGUUCGACAUUCUUUGCCGGCAGAAGGAGAAAAGCCAAGAGCAACAAGUCCUGCGCAAUCCAAAGCGCGCUGCUCCUAGCCAGAGCCACUCGAAAGAGUUGUCGUUUGACUUUGAGGUGGACGACUUUUACUGUUUAGGAUCACCUGUUGGUCUGUUCCAAAUGCUCAAAGGACGGACAAUUGCGGCUCGAAAACAGCCAAACGCGGCCCCGUCUGAGAGUCCUCUAGUUCCCGAGGACGACGACCCUUUCCUGCUAGCUGAGCAGCGCAUGGAGCGUGUCUCUCCAAUCACAGGCCUCUCUUUCUCGGUAUCGUCUCCCAAGGCUGCACAGCUGUUCAACAUCUUCCAUCCCUCCGACCCCAUCGCAUACAGGCUAGAGCCCCUGAUCUCGCCGGCCAUGUCGUCAUUGAAACCGCAAAUACUGCCAUACACCAAAAGAGGCUUCCUCGGCGCGGUCGCCCCCCAAGGCUUGUCUGGCAUAGGAGUCAAAGUCGGACAGAGCGUGUCUGGACUGUGGUCAGGCAUUACCUCGGGGAUAGCAAGCAGUCUCCUCACUCGCGGUCUCGGCUUCACAAAUGAGGAUGUCGCGGCCUUCAACGCGUCAGGUCAAGCACAACAAACACAAGCUGCGACGGCGGCAGCGGCAGCAGCGGCGUCCAGCAACUCAUCUCCUCCCCUAGCCGCUGGCACCAACAUCGGCGACGCGGCUGGUGUUGUCUCGACCGAGAAGGCAGCGAUGGAGAGCGCCUCUCAGAAGGCCGACAUGCGCAAAAGGGCACUCGCCAGACAUGGCAGCAUGUCUCCCAGCCUCAGCCGCCGGGCCACUGGCGGCGGGGCAAAUCAGCAGUCAGGAGCCGAAGAGGGCACAGAGAGCAACCCCAUUCUCAUUGACGAUGAGCUCGAGACGCUGUACGCACGAUUCCAGAAGAAGCGCGUCGAGGAGCACAAGGACAGCAUCAGCCGCGCCGACGAGGGUCAGGAGCUCGGUGAGGCAUGGGCCGCCGAGGAGCGCAAGGCCCAGAAGCUCCGCCGCGAAGAGCUCAAGGUUAGGGCGCUUAACAGGAACGGUCGCGUCGAUUACGCUAUCCAAGAGUCUGCGCUCGACUUCAACCCCAUAAACACAAUCGCCUCGCACAUGUGCUACUGGCAAGACGAGGAUGUCAGUCACUUCAUGCUCUCGCAGAUGCUGUCGAACCGGUCUAUGGCCAAGGUGACGGACGAGCCUCUGAAGUUCAACUUUGGGCAGCACUGAUGGCUUCCAGCUGCAGUACCAUGGAAGCAUCCACCGUUUGGAUAUUGUCAGAUCUGGAACCAGUCUGCAACCGUGCACCAUCGUUUAAUCCCAGUUCCCGCGUUGUUUGGUCAAUAUUAUCAUAGAGGGAUAGACAUGUCACAGCCCUAUACACAAGCGAAAUGCAACAGCGAUGAUCUGCAG